Molecule: messenger RNA, 1863 nt
Organism: Haemonchus placei
Lineage: Eukaryota; Metazoa; Nematoda; Chromadorea; Rhabditida; Trichostrongylidae
Source: the annotation of a GenBank genome assembly
UUUCGCUCGGACAGGGUCAAUAUGGUGGUUGAACAGAUGCAACUUAAAGGCACCCUUGAGGGCCACAACGGGUGGGUAACGCAAAUCGCUACCUUCACCCACAACGAUAAGACCACUGUUAUUUCGUCUUCUCGCGAUCGUACCAUCAUUCUUUGGGAUGUGGACAAUGUCGUCAGUGACAUCGAUGCCAUUGGUCGCCCAGUUAAGGCUUUGACCGGUCACAAUCAUUUUGUUUCUGAUGUCGCCAUUUCCUCUGAUGGGCAAUUCGCGCUCUCUGGUUCUUGGGACAAAACUCUUCGCCUGUGGGACCUAACGACUGGACAGUCCACUCGUCAGUUCUCUUCCCACACUAAGGACGUCCUUUCCGUGGCGUUUUCUGCUGACAACCGUCAAAUCGUAUCCGGCUCCCGUGAUCGCUCCAUUAAGUUGUGGAACACGUUGGCGCAAUGCAAGUACACAAUCACGGAAGACUGCCACACCGACUGGGUGUCUACUGUGAGGUUCUCGCCUUCUACUCGUGAUCCUGUCAUUGUUUCUGCUGGAUGGGAUAAGAUCGUCAAGGUGUGGAACCUUGGAAACUGCCGUCUGAAGACCAAUCACAUUGGUCAUACCGGAUACGUCAGCACUGUUACGGUCUCUCCUGAUGGUUCGCUGUGUGCAUCAGGAGGUAAAGACGGACAGGCAAUGCUCUGGGAUUUGAAUGAGGGCAAGCACUUGUACACUCUCAACGGAAACGAUGUGAUUCAUGCAAUGGCUUUCUCGCCUAACAGAUACUGGCUUUGUGCCGCUGUUGGUCCCGUUAUCAAGAUCUGGGAUCUGGAGGAUAAGCGUGAGAUUGAAGAGUUGAAGCCUGACAUCACAGGGAAGACGAUGACUGCCCCUCAGUGUGUCUCUUUGGCCUGGUCGCAGGAUGGACAGACUCUUUAUGCUGGAUACACAGACAAUGUCAUACGUGUAUGGCAAGUAUCUGUGGCUCAACUGUUUCAAGAACUAGGGCUUAGUGAGAAGAUUGAGCUCAAUGAACAUGAGUUGCGAAUUGCCACUCAGUUCGUCGGAGGAGAAGAUGCUGGGGCAGAGUGGGAUGAUAUUGGUGGAUGCGACGAACUUAUCGCGGAUAUGAAAGAUCGAAUUAUUCUUCCUCUUCAAAUUGCUGCUGAGUCGGAUUCUCCACUUCUUUGCCCACCAAAAGGUAUUCUACUUUACGGCCCACCGGGAUGUGGAAAAACUCUUUUGGCAAAAGCUGUGGCUCGCGCUGCUGGCUGCAGGUUCAUCAAUUUGCAAGUUUCGAACCUGACAGACAAGUGGUACGGUGAAUCUCAAAAACUGGCGGCCGCAGUCUUUUCUGUGGCCCAAAAAUUCCAGCCCACGAUCAUAUUUAUUGAUGAGAUCGAUUCGUUUCUUCGCGAUCGUCAAGCCCAAGACCAUGAGGCUACCGCCAUGAUGAAAGCCCAGUUCAUGUCAUUGUGGGAUGGAUUCGCCUCCACCAAUGACAAGAUAAUCGUAAUGGGAGCAACAAAUCGUCCUCAAGAUGUAGACCCUGCCAUAUUGCGGCGUAUGUCUGCUCGGUUCGCAAUUCCGAUGCCUACUGAAAAACAGCGGGAACAGAUACUCAAGGUAAUUUUACGGCAAGAGAAUCUGUCGGAGAGUGUUGAUCUGGAGAAGAUUGCCUCCAUGGCUCAAGGGUUGUCAGGAUCAGAUUUGAAAGAGGUGUGCCGUCUUGCGGUACUUUCUAGAGCAAAGGCAACAUUGGCGGAUCAGGGAAGUUUGCGGAACAGGCAGCCGAUCCAGGGAGAGGAUAUGGAAUCUGCGCUGCUAAAGUACUCGAGAGCGUACCAGCAAAUGACUGAGCAUGGCUUGGACUGA